AAAUCACUAAUGUCACAUUUGACAUUUAUCUUCACGUCGUCUUCGAAGUAAUGUUCAUAACAAUAAUAUUUUUAAAACAAUGGAAUUAAAUUGUCGAAUAUGUUUAGAGGAAGCCGAUAUUGUCAUUUAUCUCUAUGAAGAAGUAAAAGAUGUUGAUUACAGCUUAGAUUUGCAAUGCAAUUUAUCAAAGCUUCUCUAUCAAUGCGGAGGAUUGAAGAUUGAACGUGAUGAUCCCUUUUCAAAAUAUAUUUGUUACACGUGCACUAAAGAUUUGUUGUAUGUGGCACAAUUUCGACAAAAAUGUAGAUUAGCUGAGGAGACCUUAAACAACAUAGCACAAAUGGAAGAAGAAGACGUAGAAAUUGUAGAAUGCAAUGAGACAGAAAUUAAAACAGCUUCGAAUGAUAAAAAUGACACCGAAGAGGUUUGUGCGAACAUAGAAGUAGACAAUUCUAACCAAAUUAUUGAAGAAUAUGUAUUAGAGGUAUAUGAGGAAAGUAAUGAUAUUGUGUCUUUGCAAAGUGAAAAAGUUGCAGAAGAAAUCGUAGUUGAUACAACUUUGCAAAUUGUUGAGAAAGAUAAUUUUGCUAAUUUAUUGUCCUUGCAUGAUGGUGAAAUGAGACCCUAUACUCCACUUAUAGGGGAAGAUUCGAGGGAUAAUAAUGAAGUAACGCAAGAAGAAUUCACUAUUAAUGAUUUAAUUGAAUAUGAUGAGAAUGCAGAACUAGAUACUGCUGAGAAUGCAGAUGACAUUAAUUUUGAAUCGAGUAUGAUAACAAAUCAAUUUGUAUGUGACGCAUGUGGGGCUAAAUUUCGGCUCGCAUCCAAUUUAAGACGGCAUUUAACCAUGGCUCAUUCGGUCACACAAUAUUUUAGUUGCGAAAAAUGUAAUUACUGCUUUUCCACAAUCGCUAAAUACAAAGAGCAUUGUAGCUCUUGUAAAUGUUUACGCAUUAAAAGGAAGUGCGGUGAUUAUCAAUGUAUACAUUGCGGUAAAACCUUGUGUUCUGCAAGCGCGUUAGCAAUACAUUUACGUAUGCAUACUGGAGAGCGCCCGUUCCAAUGCACAAACUGUCCAAAGGCAUUUAAAACUAACGCAGCACUCAGCAUACACCUUAAAAGACAUUUCGGUAAGGCGGAAUAUAGUUGCGAAAUCUGCAAUAAAUUAUUUUAUGAAACAAGCAACUUAAAAAUACAUAUGCGCACGCACACUGGGGAGAAGCCUCACAAAUGCAACACAUGCGAUAAGAGUUUCUCUCGAGUGUUUUCAUUAGAAGCACAUAUACGUGUACAUAGUGGAGAGCGUCCUUUCGGUUGUUUGUAUUGCGAAAAAAGAUUUAAGCAAUUACCCGAUUUAAAAAAUCAUGAGCUCACGCACGCUGGUGAAAAAAAGCAUAAAUGCAAUGUUUGUAAUAAAAGUUUUAUAAAAAAACGACAGCUUAUAAUGCAUAUGUCGAGGCAUAAAGCGAACUCACUUGAGAACAAUGCUGUCGAGAGUACGCUUGGGAAUGAAGCAGAUUGCGUAAGGAAAGAUCUUUCUCUUCAAGAAGAAACGGAAAACGCGUUGCAAUCUAUUUGCAACGAAUAUGAAGAUUUUAUUGAAGAAAUACCAGCAUACUGUCGGUUAUGUGCUACUUUGCGUAAAAAGGAUUUAUUUAGCCAGUUAACUGAGGAACUAUGCGACAAAGUCAACCAGAGUAUAAAAAUAAAAAUAAUAUUGGUGGACAAUUUGUCCAAGUCAAUAUGCGAGGAUUGUAUCAAUGAUGUACAACAGGUGUUCAAAUUCUAUACGAAAGUGAACGAGGCACAGGAAUUGUUAGGGAAUCUGUUUUUGCCCACAUACGCAACUGAAGAUAAUGGUGAGGCGCGAGAGUCGCCAAAAAGCAAGCAAACAUUGGGUGCAACUCUAAUUCAGAGUCUACGCGAAAAUUCUGGACAAAAUUGUGAUCAGAAAGAGACUAAAAAAACUGAAGAAAAAAAUCUUCAACAACAAGUGGCGACGCGCAGUUCUAAGCGUUUGAAGAGGAUUCACAGUAAAAAUGUACCAGCGCUUGAGAAAGAAAUAUCAGAGAGAACUGAUGGAAGUACAACGGAUGUCGUUGCAGCGCUAAAAGCUGAAAGAGUUUCGAUGAAAAUAAAAAAGGAAUCUAAGUUUGUAGAGCAGAAAACUAUUUUAAAUGCAGAUUUGCACACUAAAACUCAUGCAGGCACAGUUAAAGACAGUGAGGAAAUAGAUCUGUACGAAGUAAAUAUAUGCGAUGAAGAUAAUUUAGUGUACAAAUCACAGCAACGAGAGUCUGAUGACGACUUAAAAAGUGUUGAUAGUGAUAUAAUUCUCAUCGGUAAUGUACUUAAUCAGGUGCGUGGCGAAAACAUGGAAUUGUCGGUGGAACGAGGAGAAAAUCAACGUGAUCUGGAGGAAUAUGCCACUGAAUAUGAAGUCUUGAUUGAGAGUGAUGAUAGUGAAUUAAAGAAAGAAGAAAAAGAUAAUUUUUUACUAACGGAAGAAAAUGUUACUAACAGUGAAGAUGUUAAUGCUUUCUUGUUGCAAGAAAAUGAUGAACAGGAGGAAGAGCUCGAAAUCGAGGAGUCUUUCACUAAUAGUGUGAAGGAAAGUAUUUCGCUGACCAGUUGGAAUCUAUACACUUGGUGUUGCAGCGAUUGCACUUAUACAGCAAAGUCCUUUAUUGAAUUAGUUAAUCAUUCGCAAAGUGUGCACAAAAAACGCAAACAUGAUAUGGAAUACAAAUGUUUUGAUUGCCAAAAGAUAUGUCAACGGUACAAUUCAUUUCUGAACCAUGUGCGCAUUCGACAUCACCCAGCAUUAAUGAAGCAUUGUGAUGUCUGCUACGAGGAAUUUACAGAUUUUAAAGAGCUUUCAGAACAUCGCGAAUAUAAAUGCUCAAUGGAUUCGAAUCUUUUUCCAUCGGUUGCAUUUUGCAAUCAAUGCGGUAAAGGAUAUUUCACAGCGUCUGCACUGCUGAAUCACAUACGCUAUCAACACUCUAAACUGCAGAAAUAUUUCGAGUGUGAAGAUUGCGGUAAACAUUUCAAACGCGUUGGUGCAUUGAAGGCUCAUCAUCUAAUACACACUGAUACUAAGGACUAUACUUGUGACCAAUGUGGUCGUGCUUUCAGACAGAAAAUUAAUCUAGACGUCCACCUAAUAUCACACGAAUCACAAAAAGGUUUUGUAUGUCAAACCUGCCAUAAAAAGUUCAAGACAUCACUAAAUCUAGAAAAGCACAUGUUGAUCCAUUCCAAUGUAAAGGAAUUCAAGUGUGAUUACUGCAAUAAAGAGUUUCGUACGAAAGACGUAAAAAUGGCUCACGAACGCAUACAUACGGGGGAAAAACCAUACAAAUGUACGUACUGUGAUAGAGCCUUCCGGUUUCGUGGCACAUUUUUGACUCAUAUAAAUAUCCACAAUGGAUUACGGCCAUACGUUUGUUCCGAAUGUGAUAGUGCUUUUACUAAUUGGUCCAAUCUAAAUAAGCACAUAAAGAGACGACACGACAAUACAGCAACAAAUGGUUCCUAUACUAAAAUAGAUAGUAUAAGAAGAAAGUAUAAGACAAGGAAACCGACCGUUAAAAAGAAAUCAGAAACAAAUGCUAGCGAAGUAACCAGUACUGAAGUAUUUAAUGAGUUCGAGUUUAUUGAAGAUGAAGUAUAUGAAACGAUUGAGAUAGUUGAAGAAGGUAUGGAAUAAACCUGGAAUAAAUAUGGAGUAAAUGUUUAAUUUUAAAUAAUGAAUUAGGAUUUUUGUACACAAGGAAUAAAAAAAUUUUGAUUAUUUUUCUGUUAAUGUUGUUUUUAAAGAUUCUUGUUGUAGUGUUCAGCUUUUAUUAAACAAAAUUAAAUUUCCUGUACAAAGACCAGCAACACAAAUAUUGACGAUACUCCUUAGAAAAUUAUUGAUUUAUCGUUAAGAGUUAGGAGACUGUUGUAGUGCCCAUGACCUACAUCAUUGUUUAAUAUGGCAGGUUAUUGCAUAAAGUAACUCAACAACUGUGACAUAAUUUAUUGAAUGCACAUUUGUCGCUUUGUCGGUUUGACUUUGAUCGUAUUACCCUUUUAGAUUUUUUUUGAGUCACGCCGUUACGAUUGUGCACUUGGAACAUAAUGCGCGAGCCAAACGUUUAAUCAUGUGUGGUUAUUGUACUGUAGUAGCACAAAUUCCUAAUGAGAAAUAUAAUAUUUUAUGAAUGUUUAUCACAAUAUGCAUAAGUAAAAUGCAUAUGUACAAGAUAAGAAAUAUAUAACACAUGUUAGAAUAGUAAGAUAGAUA
Molecule: messenger RNA, 4291 nt
Organism: Teleopsis dalmanni
Lineage: Eukaryota; Metazoa; Arthropoda; Insecta; Diptera; Diopsidae
Product: zinc finger protein 107-like
Exons: 9
Coding region: 80-3712 (1210 amino acids)
Biological process (GO): regulation of transcription by RNA polymerase II
Cellular component (GO): nucleus
Molecular function (GO): zinc ion binding; RNA polymerase II cis-regulatory region sequence-specific DNA binding; DNA-binding transcription factor activity
Source: RefSeq, a predicted model, not a curated record